CUGUGUAGUACCAAUGUUGCAGGUGCGUUACUCAUCCUCUGCUCCAUCACACCAUUUCACGCACAUGCUCCCUCACGCGCUUUCUUUUCGAUUUGAGCCUCACUCGCGCUCGCUGGAUCUUGCACUCAUUGCUUCGCGCCAUAGAUCGCCACAAUUUUGUCUUCUCCACUUUUUCUUUUUCUCCACGUGCCCCUUUUCUCGCUUCUUCAUGUUCCAGCGUUUGAAUCGAUGCCGCAACUCCAAAGAUACGAACUUUACUCCAUUUUAGAAGACGGGUCUUAAACAACUGCGUUCAACUCUUCCCAAUUUUGGAUUCUCGUGUAACUGAAACUGAAACUGCUUCUGCUUCGGAAGCUUCUUUCUUUGGGGGCAACAAUGAUGAACAAAACUCUUCUCCUCACUUAUUUCUACUUGUUCAUCUACAUUUUGCUUUCUUCUGGAGUCAUUUUGUACAACAAGGUUGUCACUCCUGUUAAAAUGACAUUUGAAAUAUAUGCUACUUGCGUGAUACCAAUAAGUGCCUUCUUUGCAUCAAGUCUUUGGUUUGGUAACACAGCUUAUUUGCAUAUUUCUGUGGCUUUUAUCCAGAUGCUCAAAGCUCUGAUGCCUGUGGCAACAUUCCUCGUGGCUGUUAUGUGUGGCACUGACAAAGCAAGGUGUGAUGUGUUCUUCAACAUGUUGAUGGUCAGUGUUGGAGUUGUCAUUUCCUCCUACGGAGAAAUUCAUUUUAAUGUAGUUGGUACAGUUUAUCAGGUCACUGGCAUCUUUGCUGAAGCUUUAAGACUGGUCUUAACACAAGUCCUUUUACAGAAGAAGGGCUUGAGUUUAAAUCCUAUUACAAGCUUAUAUUACAUAGCUCCAUGCAGUUUUGUGUUUCUCUCUGUGCCCUGGUACCUGCUGGAAAAGCCUGUUAUGGAAGUUUCACAGAUUCAGUUCAAUUUUUGGAUCUUCUUUUCCAAUGCUCUAUGUGCUCUAGCCUUGAAUUUUUCCAUUUUCUUAGUAAUUGGUAGAACUGGGGCCGUAACCAUACGGGUUGCUGGAGUGCUCAAGGACUGGAUAUUAAUAGCCCUUUCGACUGUUAUAUUUCCAGAGUCUACAAUAACUGGGCUGAAUAUAAUUGGCUAUGCUAUUGCACUAUGUGGAGUUGUGAUGUACAAUUACAUAAAGGUUAAGGAUGUCCGAGCCUCUCAAUCACCAAAUGAAAUUAUUCCAGAUGGAAUCACAAAGGACUGGAAAUUCGAGAAGAGGUCAUCUGAUUUUUAUGUGCCUGAUAAUGUUAGUAACAAUGGGGGAAGUGGUGGAGGCAAUGGUUCUCUUUCUGAUAUGAACAUUGAUGAAGAAGCACCGCUAAUUUCUUCAAGGGUGUCUCAUAUUGGACGUAUGCAGCUAGCCAACCAUGCAACAGGAAAAUGAAAACCCCAAUACAAGAUUCAUUUUAGAUCUUCCCCUUUUGGAGAAAAGAACAAGAGGAAGUUGGGUCAAAAGCACCACUCUUUAUUCUUUUCUAAAUAGUGUGCUUUAUAAUGGAAUCAUGCAUGCUUGCUCUUUGUAAUCACAUUUAUGUUGACCUGUGGUUUAAGACCAGAGUGGGGAAUCAAUUCUCCUCUUAAAUCCUAUAAUAAUCAAUUUAAAUUUAUAGCCAGCAUUGGGGGCACAAAAUUGAAAUGCA
Messenger RNA from Glycine soja, 1669 nucleotides. Its product is annotated as probable sugar phosphate/phosphate translocator At1g48230. NCBI's taxonomy places the organism in Eukaryota, Viridiplantae, Streptophyta, Magnoliopsida, Fabales, Fabaceae. Gene Ontology annotation, molecular function: antiporter activity. The coding region runs from base 376 to 1413 and encodes 345 amino acids. The transcript is spliced from 8 exons. Gene Ontology annotation, cellular component: Golgi apparatus; trans-Golgi network; endosome. The record is from RefSeq and is a predicted model, not a curated record.